This is a messenger RNA of Penicillium bovifimosum, 1131 nucleotides long. RefSeq lists its product as uncharacterized. Bases 1 to 1131 code for a protein of 376 amino acids. The record is from RefSeq and is a predicted model, not a curated record. The transcript has a single exon. Lineage: Eukaryota; Fungi; Ascomycota; Eurotiomycetes; Eurotiales; Aspergillaceae.
AUGGUCGAACUCAUCAACCCGCCCGAGACUCGCGAACUACUACCGCCCCUCCUUGCAUGUCUUCCGCUAGCUUUUGUCUCGCCACGUCCUCCUCCAGCCCUGCUACCGCUUCUCUCCCCUAUUCUUCGCCAACGAGUCGGCGUCCUCAGUUCGCUUUCCACAUCCUCUACUGAAUCAUGGUUACAAUUAUUGUGCUGGGAUGCUGGGAAAGCGGAGCGUCUGCAGAGUGUCAUUGAUGGUGCGACCUUCGAGCCACACCCUGUAUCAGGUGAAAUAGAGCUCCCAGACGAGCUCCCAGUGACGUAUAAGCGGGUUGACAACGAGACACUCAAAGCGCAAGUUCCACUUUUGGAAUAUAGCUUGACGGUGGUCUAUUUGUGGUGCCCGACAGACGAGGAGGGAGGUGGCCGUGGUUGGCGAGUUGCAGAGCUUUUGCCGCGCCAAGGUCCUGCCGAUGAAGAUAGUACCUGGGCCUCUUCUAUUGGAGAAGCAAACGUGCAGGCAAGCGACAGGCUCACGGCUGAUGUAUUGAGGCAUGACCAGGAGGAGAAACCCCAGGACAAAGAGAUGGCCGACGACAACGACGACGACGACGAUUAUUGGGCCCAGUACGACUCUACACCCGGAGCCAAAACCCCCGCACCGCGUGCUGCUUCGACGAAGGGACCGUCCGGCCUCUCUGAGCAGUCCUAUUUUUCACAGUACGGCGACGUACAGCCGGCCAUGGAUAAUCACGAUCCCGAAGAGGAACAACCGGAAGUUGGGCCGUCAUCGCUCAACGGAGAUAUGCUGGCCAAUCUUCUGCGACGACAGGUGGACGGUGGUCUCAAUUCUGAGGAGGUGCCUCGUACCAACGGAUAUUCCCCAGAGAAUGUUCCUAGUGACGAGGCUGCACGGGCUUUGAAUCACCCGCGACCGGCCUCUGCAUCUUCCGGCAGCUCUGACGCGAUCGCUAAAUUGGAGAAAGAGGCAGAGAGCCAGUCCACGUACGAGGUUGGUGUGAAACAACACAUCGGUUCCAGCAUCAAGGGAUUGUUCCGUCUGGCAAAGGCAACUGGAAUGCCACGCGCAGAGUUCCAGGCUUUGGUUUCAACCGAAUUGGAGCUUCUGGAUGUUUCGGACGAUGCGUAA